ACAAUGGGUAGUUGAUAUUUUCAUGAGCACCCCCCACAGAGAUAAUUCAACACAUAUUUGAAGCCGACUUGACUGUGGGAACCAUUUACAGAAUAAACGCCGCCUGUGAGCAAUACCCAAAUGUAUUGUGCAUGUAAUGACAAUUGUGCAUUAUUCCCAAACACACUGGCUCUCUUGAUGCAUGCAGUACCAUGGAAAACAUUUAUGCAUGUAUGGGAUGUGCAAAAAAAAAUAUUUCAUGUUUUUAAGACAUGUAAAAAGAAAAAAAUCAAGCAGUUUAUUUUUUUUUGUUAUUAUUAUAGAUGACCGGCGGCUGAGCAUUGUGUUGGAAAUGUGUGUUUUCCAAAACACAAGCCUGAAUUCUAGAAUAUAUAGAAAUAAUCUCUGUGUUUAUUUGUUGUACCGUGGCAGUAAAGCUCAUGCCUAAAUAAAUAAUUUUGAAGUCAGGUUGAAGGUACAGCAAUACGAUUCCAUAGGCCUAAUGAGUGUUUUGUCAGUUUGGCAUGCUUGCUUUGUUCGCUUUGGUAAAAAGGCAGCUAUACUCUACCAGUAAAUUUUGCAUAUAUUUAAUUUUACUUAAAUAUACAGUAUGUAUUGGUUGACUAUGUAUUUGAAUGGUUCUCAGUGAUAAGCGAUUAGCUGUUCUACAACUGAACGAUGGGUGGCAGCAGUGAUUCCAGCCAGCGUGGGAGCGGAGUAGAAGAAGUGACGUACUUCCGCUUUGAGCUGCGUCGCCGGUUGAUGUUGCUGUCGCCAGAAAAAAGAGUAACAAUCCCGAACCGGCAUGGCUAAGGUACAGGUACUUAACGUCGCUGUAUUGGACAACCCAAGUCCGUUUGGAAAUCCUUUUCAAUUUGAAAUCACGUUUGAAUGCAUGGAAGAUUUACCCGAAGAUCUGGAGUGGAAGAUCAUCUAUGUUGGAUCAGCUGAGAGUGAAGAGUAUGACCAGGUUCUGGAUUCUGUUUUGGUGGGCCCAGUCCCAGCUGGCAGACACAUGUUUGUGUUUCAGGCCGAUGCUCCGAACACAGGUCUCAUUCCAGAGACAGAUGCUGUAGGAGUCACCGUAGUCCUUAUAACCUGCACCUACUGUGGUCAGGAGUUCAUCCGCAUUGGUUACUAUGUCAACAAUGAGUACACUGACCCUGAGCUACGAGAAAAUCCACCUCUGAAACCCGACUACUCCAAGCUGCAGAGGAACAUUUUGGCCUCGAACCCCCGAGUCACUCGCUUCCAUAUCAACUGGGAGGGUCUGGCGGAGAAGUGUGAAAACAGCGAGAAUGUGGACCCAUCUCCCAACAUCAGUGGCAUGCUCCCUCCGCCCUCCUGUCUACCAGGAAAGAUGCCACCUCUUGGACUAAUACCAGACAAUUCCAUGGACUGCAUGUGAGAAUGGUCAGAUUAGUUCACAACAAAUGCUCAGUGUGAUCCAGAGCUGGAAAAAAAAGACAUGAUGGUACAACACACAAAUGCACACAACUGACCAUGACAGAUUUACACCAUAAUUUAUACCAUUUGUAGUGCUGUCUCAUAACUGAGAUGGUGAAUGUGUAAGUCAACAGUUUCGUAUACAUGCACACCUCCGGGUUCCUCCAAAACUAUAACAAUUUUAUCCAUUGGUGCGCCCUGUAAUAUCAAUUUGACGCUUUACAGAAAAGGGCGCUGGCCGAAAGGCGUGCUAUUCUUUGAAUGGCAGCAUCAGAAUUGCCUCUGAAUGUUUUGAGCCAAAUUUAGGUCCCUCACGUCUAGACGGCCUUUUGCAGAAUGAAACGUGUUCCCUCAGUAGAGAAGAAAGACUGUUAAAAGACGAUGCCUCUCAGAACGUGACACAUCGAGUAAAACUCUUAUAGGCACACUGCGACGGCAUACAUGUUCAUAGAGAUCAUAGAGAGAAAAAUUUUCCAUGUUGCAAUCAACAUCCUUGUAAAUAAACUUUUCCAAUAUACAUGUAUUCUUUUGUGUACAUGUUCGUAAUAUUAGUAAUUGGGUAAAUAAGUUAUUUUGUUUGAUGCUGGGGUGCAAUCUACUGUAAGUUUGCUCACAUUAAACCUUUUUGCCAUCCUGAUUUUCAGCGGAAGCCAGGAAGAAACACGUAUACAAUACAUGGAGUGAGAGUCGAGCUCAAUUUACAAAAAAAAAAACUAUAUAUGGGUGUGCAUGCGUGCGUGUCUCUCUGUGUGUGUGUGUGUGUGUGUGUGUGUGUGUGUGUGUGUGCACGCAUACACACGUAAAUGUGUAUAUAGACUCCUGAUCAAAAUCUUAAGACCAGUUGAAAAAUUGCUAGAAUUUGCAUUUUGCACAUUUGGAUCUUAAUGAGGGUUUAAUUAGAGCUACAAUAUGCAAAAACAAGAAGGGGGAGCGAGACAAAAAGCAUCUUGAAAAAGUAAUUUAUUGAAAACAACAAACUGAAAUAGGCUGUUUAUCAGCUGAUCAAAAGUUUAAGACCACAGGCUGUAAAAGCCAAAAUCUGCUCAAAAUGUUCAUUUUCUGUCAGGCAUUCACACUGUCAUGACUUCCUGAUGGCUAAAGCUAAGAAGCUUUCACUUUUUGAACGUGGUCGGAUUGUGGAGCUGCAUAAGCAAGGCCACUCGCAGUGCCAUUGCUGCUGAGGUUGGGAGUAGUAAAUCAGUCAUUCUACAUUUUUUUGAAAGAUCCUGAGCAUUAUGGAACAAAAAAGUCAACUGGUAGACCCAAAAAAAAAUCACACCUGCGCUGAGCCGGAGGAUCCUGUCCAUCAAGACACAGGGCGGUCUUCGAUUUAAGGCCCUUACUGGUGCCGACUGCAGCGCAAUAACCAUCAGACGGCAUCUGCGGGAAAACGGUUUGAAAAACAAAAAACGAAUUCAAAGACCUCGUCUCCUUCAACGCCACAAAACUGCCCAUUUAGACUUUGCCAGGGAGCAUCAAACAAGGGACGUUGAAAGGUGGAAAAAGUUUUAUUCUCUGAUGAGAAAAUAUUUAACCUUGACGGUCCAGAUGGCUUCCAACAUCACUGGCAUGACAAGGAGAUCCCACUUGAGAUGUUUUCUACCACAGUGGAGGGGGGUCCAUCAUGGUCUGGGGUGCUUUUUCAUUCAGUGGAACACUGGCGCGUCAGGUGGCGCAGGGUCGUCAAACGGUGUUUGCUUACUUUUAGAUGUUGCAGCAGGCAUCCCCGCUGCAGUUCACAAUGCUCGCUUGACCAAGGACGUCUUCAGGGAGAAUAACAUCAUUUUUUUUGACCAUCCUGCAUGUUCCCCUUGUUUAAAUCCCAUAGAGAACAUUUGGGGAUGGAUGACAAGGGAAGUUUGUAAAAAUGGCCAUCAGUUCCAGACAGUUGAUGCCCUUCGUGAAGCCAUCUUCACUACUUGGAACAAUGUUCCCACAAGCCUCCUGGAAACACUCGCAUCAAGCAUGCCCAAACAAAUUUUUAAAGUGAUUAACAAGAACGGUGGAGCUACUCAUUACUGAGUCCUACUGAGAACAUUUUUUGUUUUUUUUUUAAUUAUUUUUUUUAGCAAUGGCCUUUUGAUCAGCUGAUAAACAGCCUAUUUCAAUUUAAUUGUUGUUUUCAAUAAAUUAUUUUUUCAAAGUUCUUUUUGUCUCACUCACCCUUCUUUCUUUUGCAUAUUGCAGCUCUACUUAAAACCUCAUUAAGAUCCAAAUAUGCAAAAUGAAAAUUCUAGCAUUUUUUCAAUUGGUCUUAAGAUUUUGAUCAGGAGUGUGUAUAUAGGGGUCAUGCUGUUUUCGUGGUUGAAUAUAACUUAAUAAUCAAAAAUAUGCAUAUUGGAGCAAAUUUUUUUUAAUUUUGUUUGCUUAAAUUAAGCUUUUUUUAAGCAUAGCAAGCGAGGCACACACACACACACACACCAGCCAUGUUAGCCGGAACAACAGGCAUUUAUUGCAGGUUUGAAUGAUCUCACAAAACACAAUAAUCCUUCAUAAAAAUAAAAACACAGGCUACUGUUGCAGUCGUAACCCACGACAAUCUAAAACUCACUCUGAACUCCCGCUAUCACUUCCUGUCCACCCGCCACUCAGCUCCCCUAAGGAACACAUUUAUAGCAACACGCACAAGUCUUAUUUAUGUCUUAAAUGGCUUCUUUACUCUUAUUCUCUUUACUCUUACUCUUAUUACUUUUUAUUUUUGUUAUCUUGUAUUUCAUAUAAUUAUUGUAUUUUGUGUUUUAUUUUAUAUCCUUCAUAUGUUCUGUGUACAGUGUGAGUGACAUAUAACUUAAUUUAGCAAUAUAUUAAUAUACAUUAGACUUACAUCAUAGUCUAGGAGCGGGGCGCGUCCGUAACCCGAGGACCACCUGUAUUUCAUUCAUAAAAUGCAACAUCACUCACCAAUCCAUUUUCACCCUAGCCUAAAGUUGCUAGGCAACUGCAGGAAGAAAAGGAGGCGGGGAGACUUGCUUUCACCCAUUUUGUCUCCUAAACAACUAAACAGUUGGUGUAAAGUCGCUGCAUGGUUAGGUGGGGAAAUGUAUCCAGUAUACACACACACACACACACACACACAGUACAUGAAAAUAUCUCAUGAUGUCUAAAUCAUUUGAUAGCAAUGCUAAUUUUAGAUUCAGCUUGGGGCUGUCUAUGUUAUGGAAGUGUGCAACAUGCACAUUCAUAGUUUUUGUAGGCUGGAUUAAUUGCUA
Dunckerocampus dactyliophorus (ringed pipefish) is the source of this 4634-nucleotide messenger RNA. RefSeq names its product anti-silencing function 1Bb histone chaperone (gene asf1bb). Bases 785 to 1387 code for a protein of 200 amino acids. Lineage: Eukaryota; Metazoa; Chordata; Actinopteri; Syngnathiformes; Syngnathidae. The transcript has 5 exons. Gene Ontology annotation, biological process: DNA replication-dependent chromatin assembly. Gene Ontology annotation, cellular component: nucleus. The record is from RefSeq and is a predicted model, not a curated record. Gene Ontology annotation, molecular function: histone binding.